GACUGUGCGCGGUGACGGUGUGAAUGUUGACCGCCGCAACAGCUGGAGAUCGGACGAGUGGGGCCGAAUUUGGGAGGGGUAGCUUAGCAUAGCAUAUCUAGCUUAGCUUAUCAUAGCUUCUGCUGUUAGCUGGCUAAAUGCUAAACCCCUAACUGCUGUCGCAUUUAGCCCUCCUGGAGGCUGGACACGUUGCGUUAAAUGGAGGAAUAAAUGUGUCUAUGUGUCAAGUGUGACAUUGCAGAGAAUGUUGCCAUGACUCACUCAACGCGUUUAAAACGAGUAACGGUCAUUGUGGCUGUGUUGCUAACGAGCCCUGCUAACAGACGUCAUCUCUGGUAAGAGGCCGCCAUGGGUGUCUUCUGACGAGAAAGCACGUUGAUGAGAGAUGAGGGCCGGCUAUCUUACUGUUGCACUUACAUUUUUUCGAUAUGCUCGUCCACAACUCCAAAUGGCGUCAGCGUGGCCUUUUGUACACGUUAAUUAUAUGACGGUGCUUCUUAAUUCCCAAAAGAGUCCCAUAUGUUGGGUACCUCAUGGCAGGCGGGCUACCAAAGAGUCAGUUGUAAAGAAUCCGACUAGUUGCUUGCCAGUUCUGGACGUUGUGGCCUUCUUGAAUAUUCAAACACGACAUCUAACUGUGGGUGUUGCUACACAUACUGGUCACUUGCUCUGCCACAGCUUUCUGUCUAGUGUUGUGCAGAAUCUGCUUUCCUGUGCUCCACCGCCUGCCAUGUCACACACAGUUGACCGUUUGCCCCACAUUCAUCCAGCUGCUGCUACCUGCCUGUGUAUGCAGUGUCAGCCUGUACUGGAAUGGCACCAGUAUGAUCUCACUAAUCAUCCCUCCCAAGGACCAGAUAUCUAGAGUGGCCAAGAUGCUGGCUGAUGAGUUUGGCACAGCUUCCAACAUUAAGAGCAGAGUCAACAGACUCUCUGUACUCGGGGCCAUCACCUCUGUACAACAAAGACUAAAACUCUACAACAAGGUGCCACCCAAUGGUUUGGUUGUCUAUUGUGGCACCAUUGUGACAGACGAAGGCAAGGAGAAGAAAGUAAAUAUUGACUUUGAGCCUUUUAAGCCAAUUAACACCUCCCUUUACCUCUGCGACAACAAGUUCCACACAGAGGCAUUGACAGCCCUGCUCUCCGAUGACAGUAAAUUUGGCUUUAUUGUGAUCGAUGGUAGUGGGGCACUGUUUGGCACACUGCAGGGCAACACCAGAGAGGUGCUGCACAAGUUCACUGUGGACCUACCCAAGAAGCACGGGAGAGGAGGACAGUCUGCUCUACGUUUUGCUCGUCUCAGAAUGGAAAAGAGACACAACUAUGUGAGAAAGGUGGCAGAGACAGCGGUCCAGCUCUUUGUAUCCAACGACAAAGUUAAUGUGGCAGGAAUGGUCUUGGCUGGCUCUGCUGACUUCAAGACCGAGCUCAGCCAGUCGGACAUGUUCGACCCUAGGUUACAGGCCAAGGUUUUAAAGCUGGUGGACAUCUCCUAUGGAGGAGAGAAUGGUUUCAACCAGGCCAUUGAGCUCUCGGCAGAGGUCCUCUCUAAUGUCAAGUUCAUCCAGGAGAAGAAGCUUAUAGGACGGUACUUCGAUGAGAUCAGCCAGGACACGGGGAAGUACUGUUUUGGUGUGGAGGACACACUCAAAGCCCUGGAGAUGGGAGCAGUGGAGAUCCUCAUAGUCUACGAAAACUUAGACACCAUGCGUUACAUUUUACGUGUACAUGGGGCAGAGAGCAACGGAUUAGAGAACGAUGAGAAGACUUUGUACUUGACACCAGAGCAGGAGAAAGACAAGUCUCACUUCACAGACAAGGAGACGGGACAAGAACAUGAGCUACUCGAGAGCAUGCCUCUGCUGGAGUGGUUUGCUAACAACUACAAGAAAUUUGGAGCUACGCUGGAGAUAGUCACAGACAAGAGCCAGGAAGGGUCCCAGUUCGUCAAGGGCUUUGGAGGCAUUGGGGGUAUCUUGCGGUACAGGGUGGAUUUCCAGGGCAUGGAGUACCAAGGAGAGGACGAUGAGUUCUUUGAUUUGGAUGACUACUAGGUAGUCGGGGACUGAUAUUUGGAGAAAAAAAGAAAAUCAAAGGAAUGAAUGAAGAAAUGAGGGAAGAAAAAUGCCACCUCUCUUGCAGCAAGUGAGGGGUGCAACCGUGUUGACCAUAUAUGACAAGACACACCUUCCAAUUUACCUGUUGCAUACACAAACUUGCGCAUACAUUUCAUCUGUACACACAACAAAAUGCAUCACACAGGCUGAAGAGGAGUGAGAUUUUCUUUCAUCCAGAGAGGGGAAAAAGCCCUCCCUGAAUAAAUCCCUGCCUUAGAGUGCUGGUUCCUUCCCCUAGUUGGAUUGGACUCGACUCAUUUUGUUCAUUUUUUUUUUUUCUCCUCCCCUCCAUUUUGAAUGAACACAACAGCAAGUUCCCAGAUUCCUCGCUGCCCCUAACCUGGUCUGAAGAUGAACUUUGGACUCACUUCUCAUAUAUAUAGAAAAUAUAUUUUCCUUUCUUGCCUCAUGUCCCUACCCUCUCUCUUCUCCCUUCAAUGCUUUCUCUUUUUUUUUUCUUUUUUUUUCCUUUUUUGCAUUUCAUUUUUUUACUGGUAACUGCUGCUGUUGUAUUUUAUGAGAGUGGGGGAUUUUUUUUACCUGGGUUUCUGUAGAGAAAGGGGGACAAAGUAUUAAAUUUGAACUGCUGAAAACCAUUGCUACCUCCUCA
This is a messenger RNA of Cyclopterus lumpus (lumpfish), 2730 nucleotides long. RefSeq names its product eukaryotic translation termination factor 1a (gene etf1a). The transcript has 10 exons. Gene Ontology annotation, biological process: cytoplasmic translational termination. Bases 825 to 2057 code for a protein of 410 amino acids. Lineage: Eukaryota; Metazoa; Chordata; Actinopteri; Perciformes; Cyclopteridae. The record is from RefSeq and is a predicted model, not a curated record. Gene Ontology annotation, cellular component: translation release factor complex; cytosol. Gene Ontology annotation, molecular function: translation release factor activity, codon specific; sequence-specific mRNA binding.